AAACUCAGGAAGCAAAGGCACAGAUCACCACCAACCAUUUCACAAAACCAACACUAUGCACUGAAAACAAAACCCAGAAACUUCAUAAGAAUGGAAACAACUACCUGCAACUCUUUCCAUUUCUCACCUUCCCCAAAUAACCUCUCUAAACCCCCACUUUCAUUUCCAUUUCCAAAGCCAUCCCACAGAAUCCAUCGGAAUCGCCAAUUCCGAUUCUUACACAUCUCACCCACAUUCAACUCCCCCCCUAAAGGCUUUGGCCCUCCUCCCCCCAACAAAAUUACCAAAAAGACCCUGAACCCAAAGAAAGUCAACAACAAUGAUUAUGAAGAUGAUGAAGAUGAGGAGAUAGAGAGAGAAGCAGGUGUGAUUCCAGAGAUAGUAACGAACAGGAUGAUAGGUAGAAUCGGGUUAUCAGUUGGGAUUCCAUUGUUUAUAGGGUUGUUGUUCUUUCCAUUCUUUUAUUAUCUGAAAGUAGGGUUGAAGAUUGAUGUGCCCACUUGGGUGCCCUUCAUUGUGUCAUUUAUCUUCUUUGGGACAGCCCUAGCAGGUGUUAGUUAUGGGAUAGUGUCCACCAGUUGGGACCCUAUGAGAGAAGGCUCCCUCUUGGGUUGGAACGAGGCUCAAAAGAAUUGGCCUGUUUUCUGGCAAUCUCUUUGGGGUUCAUCUGGUUCCAGAAAGAAGUUCUGAACCUUUUCCUUUGUAUAAUCUUGCCAAUUAUUUCCCAAUAAUAAAUAUAGAGGAUGUUUUAUCUGCUUUCGAAACAAA
Molecule: messenger RNA, 768 nt
Organism: Cynara cardunculus var. scolymus (artichoke)
Lineage: Eukaryota; Viridiplantae; Streptophyta; Magnoliopsida; Asterales; Asteraceae
Product: protein PAM68, chloroplastic
Exons: 1
Coding region: 91-690 (199 amino acids)
Source: RefSeq, a predicted model, not a curated record